AUGACACAAGAAGUGGAUUCGGAGGGUGAUACUUCACCAAAGACUGGUGAGGACAACUCUCGAUUCAACUACAAACUUGCUGCGGUAUUUCUGCUGUUGGCAACACUUGCUUCCGUCGCGCUGAAUGUAUGUCUACUGGUACACGGAAACAGUAAGGACAAUGAGCACCAUAAAAACCUCAGCGUUGGCGAGGCAAUGCCAACCACAUGGGACAAAGCGGUAUGGUCAAAACUGUUCCCAUGGGCAUCUGAGUCCAUCUCAGGAUGUAAACUGAAUGUCAUGGGGCAAUGUCUGACAAUCGAGGGAUAUCCUGCGCAUCUUUCUUUUGACAUGUCCACGAAUGCAUGGGGAUACUUGGCCAAGGGUAGUAAAUGGUCAGCAGUCAACGCAACCUGA
Molecule: messenger RNA, 396 nt
Organism: Cylindrotheca closterium
Lineage: Eukaryota; Bacillariophyta; Bacillariophyceae; Bacillariales; Bacillariaceae
Source: the annotation of a GenBank genome assembly